This is a messenger RNA of Jaculus jaculus (lesser Egyptian jerboa), 3427 nucleotides long. RefSeq names its product zinc finger protein 783. Lineage: Eukaryota; Metazoa; Chordata; Mammalia; Rodentia; Dipodidae. Bases 74 to 1714 code for a protein of 546 amino acids. The record is from RefSeq and is a predicted model, not a curated record. Gene Ontology annotation, biological process: regulation of DNA-templated transcription. The transcript has 6 exons.
GCUCCCGCUCCGCUACCUCCCACGCCGCCGCCGCCGUCCGCGCCAGGCCCGGCGGAGGAACCGGACAGCAGCCAUGGCGCAAGCGGAGCCCGUCCGGAUUCCAGGGAGAGACCAGCCAAUUAGCGACCAGAGGCCUCCCGCCCCUUCUCCUUCGCUCCAGCCAGAGGCCGAGAGGAGCUCAUACCUGUACUCCACCGAGAUCACCCUGUGGACUGUCGUGGCCGCUAUUCAGGCCUUGGAGCGGAAAGUGGAUUCCUGUGUGGCGCGCUUGCUGACCCUGGAGGGGCGCUUCGGGACAGCAGAGAAGAAGCUGGCCGACUGUGAGAAGACAGCUGUGGAGUUUGGCAAUCUGCUGGAGGGCAAGUGGGCCGUGCUGGGCACCCUGCUGCAGGAGUACGGGCUGCUGCAGCGGCGGCUCGAGAAUGCGGAGAACCUGCUGCGCAACAGGAACUUCUGGAUCCUGCGGCUGCCCCCCGGCAGCAAGGGCGAGGUCCCCAAGGUGCCCGUGACCUUUGAUGAUGUGGCCGUGUAUUUCUCUGAGUUGGAGUGGGGCAAGCUGGAGGACUGGCAGAAGGAACUCUACAAGCAUGUGAUGAGGGGCAACUACGAGACGCUGGUCUCUCUGGAUUAUGCCAUCUCCAAACCAGACCUACUCACCCGGAUAGAGAGGGGAGAGGAGCCUUGUCCUGAAGAACCCUGGAGCCAAGAGAAGGGGAGUGCAGAGGAGGCAGCCCGCACAGGGGAGCCAGACACUGGCCUCCCUCCAUGUCCAGAGCGGGCCCCUAGCCCAGCCAGUCCUGCCCAGGAGGAGCCAAAGGAAGGGCAGGUCCCUGAGCAGCAGCCAGAAGGAGAAGCAAGAAUGAGUCCACCUGGGCCGAGUACUGGUGGUGGUGUGGCCAUCAAGACAGAAGCAGUAUCUGAGGACGAGAUGGUGUCUGAGCAGCUCCUCCUGGAGUCCCGGAGCCAGCCCAAGUGUAGAAUCCCCAAAGGGCCCAGGACUAGAGGCCCCAGGCAACAUCAUGCAAAGAGUGUGGCUGGGGGACAGGUGGGGGACCCGCCCAAGACAGCAGGGGCUGUGGGGGAGCCAGCCCGCGUCCUUCCACGACCACGGGAGCGGGUGUUCCCCUGCCCUGAGUGUGGGCAGAGUUUCCGCUUAAAGAUUAAUCUGAUAAUCCAUCAGCGGACUCAUGUGGAGGAGGAACACAGGGAGGUUUGGGAUGCUUCUCCCCUCAGAUUGGGGGAAGACCAAACCACACUGGAACCAGGAGAGGUGGUAGUGCCCGGCCCUGUCAUCCGUUGGAUACCUGAGGAGCCCACGCGACACCGCUCCCUGGCAAGCCGUGCCUUUAUGGGGCAGAGACCAGCAGCCACCAAAGUGUACCACUGCAGUGAAUGCCUGCGCUUCUUCCAGAAGCGGAAGAGCCUGCUGCUGCACCAGCGCCUGCAUACGGGCAACAGCCAGGGCCGGCCUGCCUGUCCCUACUGUGGCAAGACCUUCCGCAGGCCCUCAGACCUCUUCCGUCACCAGCGCAUACACACUGGCGAGCGGCCCUACCAGUGUCCGCAGUGUGGCCGGGCCUUCAACCGGAACCACCACCUGGCUGUGCACAUGCAGACCCAUGCCCGAGGCCAGGCAGGCCUGCGCUUACUCAUGUCCUCUGCCAGUCAGGGAAGUCCAUUCUUGCAGGAUCCUAGCUCUGCAGAGGAGGGCUGACACGCAGGAGCCUGCCAGAACAUGCUCUGAUUCUCCUGGGUACCCUGACAAGACCGUCACUCCAUCUUGAGGCUUUUCCCUUGUGCCUGACCUGCUGCUAGUCCCUCAUUCUGGGAUGGCUUUGGAGAGUCUUUUCAUUCUAAUGGGAAGAAGCAACAUUUUUGGUGACGGUGUGUAUAUGUGUGUGUGACAGGGUGCCUGUAUUUCCUAAUUCCUGUGUCACCCUUGCCUGCCUUUUGUAUUUUCCUGACUUGUGAAGGAUUCCUUAAGGUUUAAGAGAUGCUCAUUUUUGGUGCACCCUUUGGGUGGUACCAGUUAGGAGGAGAGACUGUGUCCCUUUCAAGAUAGGGCCAUAGAUUGCUGAGACAGCCUUGGAUUGGAUAGUGUGUAGUCCAUUUGAGAAAAAAACAGAGUAGACAGGUGGCCAAGGGGAGGAAAUUUUCAUUUUUUAUUGUUACUUUGGGACACUCCCCUUCUUAGUGAAUCUGGAAGUAUUGUGCAAUAGGGAGAGCUGAGGGGCAAGAAUUUUCUGCCAGCUCCUCCAUGUGAGGCUGAUUGAGUGAGUGUGACCUGCUAUGGGCUUUGAUGGAGAAGCCUGGGCUACUGUCCUGGAAGCACAGCAUCUCACAGGUGUGCUGACUGGCCCAGGGCGGCUGGUGGUCUUAGUUCUUCCCCACAGGCGGUCUUCUUCGUUACAUUCCCUGUGAAUUGAGAGGGAAAUGGAAGUCACAGAUGGGCUAACAGUGUGGUUGACCCACUGAUUGGACCUACUGAGAUGCCUUUCCAAGCUGUAGCACCAUCCUAGAAAGGCUUUCCCUUAGACAAAGACCCAAGUCUCAAGGAGGCUAGUUAGCCAACCUGGACUCAUUAGUAAAAGGUUUUGAGCUUUGGGGCCCAAGCUGGUCUCAGAGGUCUGGGGAAUCCCCCCCCCCCUUCAGUUUGGGGCUUUGCUCUCCCUUGUUGGUCUCCAGCACUUUUCUAGGCAUAAGCCCUCACAAAGGACCUUCUUUUUGGGGAGUAGAAGUUCCCCUAGGUUCUGGGAGGUAAGAUUUAGCCACUGGGCUGGUACCCCAUGGACUCUUUUACCAAAGCACAGUUCUAAUGGAAGUUCAGGCAAUAAUUUCUACCACGUGGAAUCUUCAAGAUGGUUCCUUGUACCUCUUAGUCACACACUACCCUUGGUGUGGGUGCUUCUGAAGCUGGGGCACUUCCCCACCCCCAAUUCUCCUCAUUGCUGUCUUGUGUGACAUCCAGAGGCCAGGGCACAUUCAGGCCUGCUCCUGGGUGCUUGCUGUGUAACUUCCUGAUGCCCUUCUGACCUUCACUGUUCCACAGUUCAGCCCUGAUUCUGGCGAGGCACCACCUCCUGUGCUGUGGAUCCUACAGGUGUGCCUUCCCAGCCUUUGUGCCCCGCCAACAGUACUCAACCCCACGUGGCACAAGGGUAGCUUCUCCGAGCUUGUCAGCUGCAAGACCUCUUAGGUGUUCACUGAGUUUGGCAGAGAUAACUAAGCUUCUAGGCCUGAUUUUCUAAUACUAAACGCCCUCUGUAAGCAACAGGUACUCUGUACUCAUAAGCACAAGGUUCAGGUGUGUGCUUUUCAUUUUUUCUUUUUGUUUUGGUUUGAGGCAAGAUCUCACUCUUGAAACUCACUCUGUAGUCCAGGCUGGCCUGGAUUCCUCUGACCUCAGCCUCUGAAGUGUUGGGAUUAA